Molecule: messenger RNA, 3047 nt
Organism: Melospiza georgiana
Lineage: Eukaryota; Metazoa; Chordata; Aves; Passeriformes; Passerellidae
Gene: TMCO4
Product: transmembrane and coiled-coil domains 4
Exons: 13
Coding region: 583-2403 (606 amino acids)
Source: RefSeq, a predicted model, not a curated record
UCUUAUUUUUAGGGAAAGAGCAGUGGUAGGUUGUAUAGAGGAGGAAUAUUACAAACAAAGCUCAGCAAUGACUGUGGGACACAUCCAAGUCCUUCUCAGAGGCUGCAGCUGGACUCAACUUUCCCAAUGCUGUCAGCAAAACAAACAGGAGCAGGACUGAGGAUGAGAAAAAGAAAAUUAUUUCCCAGGCAGCUGUACUGGUCCCUGCACCAGGGGCAGAACUUUUAUUUUCAUGUUAUUUUUGCAGUAAGUGUGGGACUGGUAGGCCUGAAUGGAGCCCAGUCCUUUUGCAUCCCAAAGGGAACUUGUCCUUUUGCAGGCUGAGAUAUUUCUUGUCAGCUAAUUUUGUGCAAAGUUUGAGAAUUGAUGAACAAUUGGAUGAAUUGUUCAUCUGUGUCCUGUUCCUGUGUCUUCUUUGGUCCCAGCAGUGUGUUGGGGACAACAGACAGGCUGGAUCUGGUGUUCCAGCAGCAAGUGUGGCAGUGAAAACAACGGCAAUUUGUCUGCUCACUUCCUGGUUUCUAACUGUUUGUUGUUGGUUUUUUUUCUGCUGCCUUUUCCUCCUUGACCUUGCCGGUGAAGAUGGCUGCGGAGGAGAAGGGGAGGCGGCGGGAGGAGCCCGAGCCCGGCGGGCAGAGGGAGCCGGGCGCUGUCCUGGGCCGGGGGCUGCCCGAGGCCGGCAGGUUCGCGUACGCCGCCCUCUGCGGGAUUUCCCUGGCCUGGCUGUUCCCUGAAAACGAGCAAAGCUCCUUCAGGACAGAAUUCAUCAAGGGAUUUGUGAAGUGGCUGGACCUGCCUGAUGCUGUCUUACCUGCCAUGACAGCCUUUGCUGAUGGCUUGGGAGGUGAGGGCACAGAAACUUUCACUGAAAUUUUGCUGAAGGAUCCCAUCUUGAAAGAAAAUCCACUUCUCAUUACCCAGGACCUUUUGUCGUUCUCUCUUCAAGAUGGAUCCUAUGAUGCUCGAGCCAGGGUGUUGAUCUGCCGAGUCAGCUGGCUGCUGAGAAUUCCCUUGGAAGAUCUGGAAGUCCUGGAGGAAUCUCUGCUUGAGAGCCUGAAGGAACAAAAAGAGGAAGAGUCAGAAACUGCAGAAGUCUCAAGAAAAAAGAAGGAAAAAAGGAAAAAGCUGAAAAGAUACCUGCUGAUCGGUCUGGCAACUGUUGGGGGUGGAACAGUGAUUGGUCUGACAGGGGGCCUGGCUGCCCCUCUGGUUGCUGCGGGAGCUGGCGCGAUCAUCGGGAGUGCUGGAGCAGCUGCUUUGGGAUCCACUGCUGGGAUUGCUGUCAUGGCAUCCCUUUUUGGAGCAGCAGGAGCUGGUCUUACUGGAUACAAAAUGAAGAAACGUGUGGGAGCCAUAGAAGAGUUUGAAUUCCUCCCACUUACGGAAGGGAAGCAGCUCCACAUCACCAUAGCAAUCACUGGAUGGCUGUGCACUGGCAAAUAUGGGAGCUUCACAGCCCCGUGGAGCAGCAUGCUGCACUCGAGUGAGCAGUACUGCCUGGCCUGGGAAUCCAAGUACUUGAUGGAGCUUGGCAAUGCCUUGGAUUCCCUGCUGAAUGGCUUUGUCAACAUGAUGGCUCAAGAAGCCCUAAAAUUCACUGUCUUGUCAGGGAUUGUGACAGCCUUGACUUGGCCAGCAUCCCUCCUGACUGUGUCCAGUGUCAUUGACAACCCCUGGGGAGUGUGCCUGCAUCGCUCUGCUGAGGUGGGCAAGCACCUUGCACACAUCCUGCUCAGCAGACAGCAGGGCCAGAGACCUGUCACACUGAUUGGCUUCAGCCUGGGUGCCAGAGUCAUUUACUUCUGCCUGCAGGAAAUGGCUCAGGAAAAAGACUCACAAGGGAUCAUUGAAGACGUUGUCUUACUGGGAGCUCCAGUGGAAGGAGAAGCCAAGCACUGGAGAGCUCUCACCAGAGUGGUGUCAGGCAGGAUCAUAAAUGGCUUCUGCAGGGGGGACUGGCUGCUGAGCUUUGUUUACAGAACCUCCUCUGUCCAGCUCAACGUUGCAGGCCUCCAGCCAGUCGACCUGGAUGACAGGAGGAUGGUGAACAUGGACCUUUCCUCUGUGGUAAACGGCCACCUGGACUACAUGAAGCAGAUGGACACGAUCCUAAAAGCCGUGGGCAUUAAAACCAAGGACUGCCAGCUGCAAGAGAGGGGCAGUGGCAGUCUGUUUUCCCCUCAAGCCAGGAAAUCCCAGCGGGCAGCUGGCAGCGAGGCUCGGGGAGAGGAAAACGCCAGGAAAGAGGUGGAGGAUGAGGCUGGGAGUGAGGCUCUCCCAGCUGGCUGUGCUCACCGACAGAAUUCCUCCAGCUCUGCCCUGGGAGAGCCCUCUGCUCCCUGCCCAGACUGCUCACACAGCACAGACAGCAAGGACCAGGCAGUGGGGGAAGGAGCAAACUAGGGCAGAGCAGCUCAGCCAGCACAAAAACCGCUGUCAGCACAUCCGUGGCUCCGGGAUUCCCAGAGGAUGGAGCUGCAGCUGCAGUUGGCAGCCCCUCCGGAGCAAAGUGUGGCACUGCCGUGGCACCGCAUCAGAGGCUCGGAGCAGCCGCCCACGGCACCUCCCCGAGGCGGGAGAGGGCACAUUCCUGCCUCAGCCUGCCCUGCUCCAAGGAAUCCGAGCCAGAUCCCAUCCAAAUCCUCGCGGGAAGCAGCUGCGCCCCUCGGCACCGUGUCCCUGCUGUGACUGGGGGAAGCAGGUGGCUCUGAGGGGAUUUUAAACAUUUCACAGAGAAAGGUUCAUUAUAGGAAAUUAAAAACAAUUCUCCACUAGAGAUGAGUUUGGUUUGAGGAUCUCAGGGGUGUUCCAGGCUCUACCUGCCCCACUCUGGACAGAUGUGGAUCUGCUCACCAGCUCUGCUGACCAGGAGGGGAAAGGCUGGGGCUGCCAGGCUUCCUUCCCUGCCUGCUGCAGGUUUGCUGCCAGGCCUCAGGCACUUUCCCAAAUCCAAGAUGGUUUCCCUGUCUCCAGGCUGAGGUUGGUGGGUGUUGGAGGCCCUGUUAGAAACAUGUUUGGGACCCUGGGGGAAAGCAGCAGGAAAACCA